Messenger RNA from Apis florea (little honeybee), 3826 nucleotides. RefSeq lists its product as uncharacterized. Gene Ontology annotation, biological process: regulation of gene expression. The record is from RefSeq and is a predicted model, not a curated record. Gene Ontology annotation, cellular component: nucleus. NCBI's taxonomy places the organism in Eukaryota, Metazoa, Arthropoda, Insecta, Hymenoptera, Apidae.
UACUUUUCACGAGCACGCAUCGAUAAAGGUUCGUUCGACUUGUCUGAUUCCAGAUACUGGCGCGCCCUACGUAUUAUACAAGGACAACAUGGAGAGACCCCAGGGGCAAUGGGGCCCCGGGCCGGGAUCUCUCCAGGACGGGGGGCUGUACCCGCAGCAACAGCAACAACAGCAACAGCAGGGCUCCUCCUCGUCCGGCAGCCCACAGCAGGCCUGUGGUCCCCCUGUCGAGGGAGAAAGCGGUCCCCCGCCUUCGUUGGCCUCUCCCGUGCCCUCACCGUACCCCUCGGCACCGCCUGAGCCUCAAGCCUUAACCCCACCCGACGACGAUAUACAAUCGAAUCAAGCCACCUCUCAACAACAGCAGCAGCAACAACAGCAACAACAGCAACAGACGCAGCAACAACAGCAGCAGCAGCAGCAGCAGCAGCAGCAAGUUCAACAGCAACAGCAGCAGCAACAACAGCAACAGACGCAACAGCAGGACCACUCGCCCCAACAACAAUUGACCCCUCACGAGGUGGAUCGCACGGAUUGUUUCCCCGGGGCGGGAGAGCUGCAGCAGUAUCCACAGCACUACUUCAAGGAUGCGAGGCCGCAUCCGUCGCCGUCGGUGCCACCGCACAUGCUGACCCCGGGUGGUUUUUCCGCGUUGCACUAUCUGAAGCAGCCGGGCGUGAUGCUGACGUCCCUCGGGCAGGGGGACGGUGGACCGAGCCUGGACGCGCACCAAUACGCGAGCCCCGGGGCGCCGAACAUGGCGACCGGGCUGCCGGACAUUGUCCAGCAGAGCGGCAAGUCUGGGAAAGGGGCGAACAGCGAUCUACGUUUGUUCAAGUGUUUGACGUGCGGGAAAGAUUUUAAGCAGAAGUCGACGUUGUUGCAACACGAGCGGAUCCAUACGGACAGUCGGCCAUACGGGUGUCCAGAGUGCGGGAAGCGGUUCAGGCAACAAUCGCAUCUAACGCAGCACCUGCGCAUACACGCGAACGAGAAGCCGUAUGCUUGCGUGUACUGCGAGCGUACGUUCCGGCAGCGUGCCAUCCUCAACCAGCAUCUGCGCAUCCACUCGGGUGAGAAGCCAUACCAAUGUCCGGAGUGCGGAAAACACUUCCGUCAGAAGGCGAUCCUGAAUCAGCACGUCCGCACACACCAAGACGUGAGUCCGCAUCUAAUCUUCAAGAAUGGGAUGACGCCGACACUCUGGCCCCAGGACGUUCCGUUCCCGCAGGAGGAGGGGAAGGAGGAGGUGGGAUCGACGUUCGGCGACACGGACACGCAGUCGGGCGCGUUCAGCCCGGCGCCGGACGCGAACUCGAUCCAGUAUCCCGCCUACUUCAAGGACCCGAAGGGCGGGAAUCACGCGGUUUUCGGCGCGGGCGGGACGGGCAGCUUCGGCGCCCUCCAAUACAUCAAGCAGCAAGGCGGUAGCAAGAGCUGUUUGCCGGACGUGAUACAGCACGGCCGCUCCGCGGGGAUGCCGCUCUACGUUCGAUGCCCGAUCUGUCAGAAGGAGUUCAAGCAAAAGUCCACGUUGUUGCAACACGGGUGCAUACACAUCGAGUCGAGACCGUAUCCGUGCCCCGAGUGCGGCAAGAGGUUCAGGCAACAGUCCCACUUGACCCAACACCUUCGCAUCCACACCAACGAAAAGCCGUACGGGUGCGUGUACUGCGGCCGCAACUUCCGCCAGCGCACCAUCUUGAAUCAACAUUUGCGCAUCCACACCGGCGAGAAACCGUACAAGUGUCAACAGUGCGGCAAGGAUUUCCGCCAGAAGGCGAUACUGGACCAGCACACGCGCACCCACCAGGGCGAUCGGCCGUUCUGCUGCCCGAUGCCCAACUGCAGGCGGCGUUUCGCCACCGAGCCCGAGGUGAAGAAGCACAUCGACAACCACAUGAACCCGCACGCGGCCAAGGUGCGCAGGAACUCGAGCAGCGACUCGAAACCGCCUGGCACGCCGGCCGGCCUGGGCCCCGUCCCCGUCCCCAGGGGGUUGACGCCGACCGUGGUCAAGCCGGAGCUCUACUUCCCCCAAUGUUACGCGCCCGCGUUUAAUCACCAACCCCCGGUGUCGACGGCGCAGUUCCCGGCCCAGGCGAACGGGGUGUCCGUUGCCGGCGAGUUCAAACCACCGACCGGCCUGCCGCCGCAGUGACUAACCGUCCAUCCUGCCGCCUACUAGCAAGCAGGAAUACCGCUGAGAUUUCAGCGAUGCUUCGGUCACGCGUUACAGAGCGACGCCGCCGCCGCCGCCGCCGCGGCAGCCGCAGCAGCAGCAGCAACCGCCGCAACGACGUCGUCCAGUGCCGCGACGCACCGAUGCACCCAGCCGAUCCAGCAACACUACAACAACCCGUGACAUUUAUCGUGCAUUUACUACCCUCUUUCUUUUCGUUUCAAGGUUCGCUUCGUUUCCCCGUUCCAUUGGUUCGCACAGCCUCGGAACGCGUCGCCAGCUAGUCAUCAGCUCGACGAUGAUCGACACACCGACUUAUAUAUAUAUAUAUAUAUAUAUACGUACAUACAUACUACGUUUCGACCGCGGUGUCCUCCUCUAUAUAUAUAUAUAUAUAUAUAGAGUUCGAUUCGUCGUUGAACGGGUAUUGUGCGCGCGUGUAUGACACGUUGACGCACGUUCAUCGUUGAACGCGUUCAACUCUUAUUAUACCGAUAGAUCGUCGUCCGACCAGUGUGUCUACUUGUGCGGCACCUCUCGAUCGUGACCCAACGCAUUCGCACAAGCUCGCCCAGAGAGAAACACCUCCUCCGCAAUAUCGCGAUACUUGUUGAUACUUAUUUUCGAUCGUCAUCCAUCGUUCGGCCGACGAAUGCGCCAUACAACGUUCGUUCGUGUAUCUGUCGUUGAUUCUGCUCUCCUCUGCUCGAUCGUGUUUCAGAGUGAGCGAGCGAGUGAGCGAGGGAGUGAGUGAGCGAGUGAGAGAAAGAGGGAAGCAAGAAAUAUGGAAAUACAAGGGAGCGUGGUAACUGACACGCGCCAAGUCACGAACGGAGCGAGCUACGCGAUUGCAAAUGGGUUUCGGGAGGGACAGAGGUCGGAGCAGAAAGACGAGGGAGUCGUUGUGUCGUUCACCGUCGAGCUGAUCGCUGGCGCCAGAAAAAUGGUGACUCAACCAACGAAGAAUCUCGUCUAUUCCCCCAUACGUAUUUUUUAUAUAUUAAUGAAUUAACGACGUACCUUCUCGCGUUUUUUUCGUGGAUGAAGCGAAUAGCUCGAGAGAGUUCGGUGGUUCCGCGCGCGCAAGGCAGGCAGGCCGUCCGAGGUGUCGUUCGUCACACACCGCUGCUCACACAGAGAAACACGUGUAUACGAGUAUACACACGAGAGAUAUACGUACAAGAGUGCGCACACACGAUACACAGUCACACCAACACAUGCACACGUCGUACGUCGUAGCGACAAACUCGUAUAUAUAUUCGGGACGUGUUUCGUCAAAACGCUCGUACACACGGGUUCGAAGAUGUUCGAUUCGACGACCAGAUUAGAAGCAAAACGUAACAAAACAAAAAAAAAAAAAAAAAAAAAAAACAAAAAUUGAUAACGAUUGUGAUACGAUAUCUAACUUGCCUAUGUUUAAUUGAAACAAAAGAAGGAGAAAGGAGAAGAAACAAAAAGAAAGAGAAAGAAAAAGGGGGAAAAGAAGAAAGAGAAAAAGAGAAAGAGAUAUAUCGUGAUGGGAGGAAGAUACGUACGCCUCGAGAGGGAGGUGAAUACACGACCACGAGAAGAAUGCCUGUAAAUAUGUAAAGCCGUUCACUCCGACGAACAAACAAAACCGAGUGGAGGAGAAAAAAAAAAAAA